AUGUCUAGCAUCCGAGAGGAUCUGGAGCAUGGCAGACUCACCAAGUCAUGUUUGGUGGGAGGCUCCGGCAGUGCCAUCAACGCGGAGGAGAAGGGCGCCAUUAAGGAGCGGCUGCUGCAACUCCUGAAGGCGGCCACUGAGGGCAGCCUCCCACACCUGCCUGAGCUCACGAUGGCCCGGUGGGUGGAUCAGGUGGUGCGGAAGCUGUGCCGCUUUGACUUCCCCCUGAACUGGGACGGGUUGGCGCGCUUCCUGCUGGCCGAGCUGCAGGCGCUGCGAGCGCGGGGGUUCAGUGAAGCCGCCUUGGGGGUGGUCUUGGUCCUGCACCAGGUGCUCAAGGAGCAAAGCACCAAGAGGCUGCUGUCCAGCCGCCGGGAGUUCCAUCAGCUGGGCGGCCUGCUGUUGGAGCCUUUGGGCGCUGUUUGGGCUCUGAAAAUGGAGCACCUGCAGCGUCUGAAGAACGGGUCUUUGGCAGACGAUCGGCUCUGGCGCUUGGGGCGACACCUGGAUGGGUCCUUUCUCUUGCUGCUGGCGCAAGGCUUCGCGCAUUUGCACGAGCACCCGUCAGGUCCGCAGAUGAUCCAAAUGGUGAAGGAGCAGGUCGAGUUUCUGCUGGCCCUGCUGCAGAGCCACUCGCAGCAGCUGAUCCAGUGUCCCUUCUUCUUGAAGAACUUGAAGUCUGUGCUGAAGUGGUGGGCUUUGCUCUUCCACGCGCACCCAUUAGCCUUCGCCCGCGCCAACGUGGCUUCGGUGCUUCAUGCCUCUGUGGAGGUCCUGCGGACGCUCACUGGCCUGCAAGUCCCGCAAGAGAUGCGCGCCUGGUUGGAAGCUGUGCUCAGGAGUCAGCUGCUGAUGAUUGCGCACGGCUUCAACACGGUCUCGUUUCGCAAGGGCCCGCAGCCGAACCAUCAGGGCCCUGCCUUGGAGGCCGCCAAUGCCUGCCACGGCCAAUUCGUGGAGUUCCUUCGUGGCCACCCAGUGGGGGAUUUGUGCGAGCUGGCGUGCUGCGCCGCGCUGCGCCUGCCGCAGGAUGAGGUGCAGGAGUGGCUUCAAGAUCCGGAGGAUCAGCUUUUGGGUCCGCAAUGUCAGACGGAGUUGCACCAAGCAGGCAGCUUCUGCAUCAAGGCUCUAGGUCAAGCACCCUUGGACGUGCCCAUGCUGGAGCCUGGGCCCCCA
Effrenium voratum is the source of this 1176-nucleotide messenger RNA. The record is from the annotation of a GenBank genome assembly. Lineage: Eukaryota; Dinophyceae; Suessiales; Symbiodiniaceae.